Messenger RNA from Trichoderma harzianum CBS 226.95, 2919 nucleotides. RefSeq lists its product as hypothetical. The transcript is spliced from 3 exons. The coding region runs from base 1 to 2919 and encodes 972 amino acids. The record is from RefSeq and is a predicted model, not a curated record. NCBI's taxonomy places the organism in Eukaryota, Fungi, Ascomycota, Sordariomycetes, Hypocreales, Hypocreaceae.
AUGGUCUCAGGCAACCGAAAUACAUCCACGUCAGAAGCAACGCUACUAUCGAGAUCUGGAACCUUAGCAAGGACCGAAACUACCGCCUUUCAAAAUGAUAUCACGCGGCGGCUGCAGCUCAAGUCGGUGCUGUUCCAGCAGAAGUUGGACUGGUAUACAGUUAAGAUGGCCAUCAAAACGUCGAUACCGCCAGCUGUGCUUGUGUGUGCUAUUCAAUCGGAUAGUUGGACCAACCACUUCAAGACCAAUGCUUAUUUAGCUCCCAUUAUAUCUGCUUGUGUUCUGCCAGCUCUCCCCCGGGCGAUGUUAAUUCGACACAAUAUUCGACUCACAUUCGCAAUUGUUCUGGCUUACUGUUGGGCACUGCUUGCUGGCUGGUGUGGUGUUCAAGCCAGACAACAUACUACAAACAAUGUUGACGAACUAAAUGCAUACAAUUCCUCGGCGGAGGCGGUUGUCGCCAUCUUUUUAAUAUUCUUCAUUUGGUCUUCGUGCACAUUGAAAUCUGCAUUCCCUGACUGGGGCCUCCAAUGUACCAUCGCCGGCAUCCUUGCUGUCGCGACAAUGCCAGGCAUAGCUCGAGCCCCUAAUACGAAGCAAGUCAUUGAUCAGACUAACAUUAUUUUGGAGGCUUUUCUAGUCGGACAAGCUGUUGGCCUUGCCAAUGCCCUGAUAUUAUUCCCACAAAGCUGCAGAGACGUCUUCAAAAAGGAUAUGGGAGCCUGUCUUGAUGGGUUGGCAGGCGUCACGCGGACUCAGAGGAAAUGCAUGCAGGCUAUUUUAUUAAGGACGAUCACUGGCACAGGAGAAAUGGACAGCAACCCAUGUGCCAGUCAACUUGAGGCCGCUGUGCAACAUUUUGUCAACGAGGUCUCCAAGACUCGCCAAAACAGCGAGUAUGCAGCACGGGAGAUAUCUUGGGGUGUUUUUGAUCAUUCACAGCUUGAGGAUAUCUCUUCACUGUUGGUAGACCUCAUACCACCGGCCUCUGGCCUAAGCUCAGUGGCAGACAUGCUGCAACUAUCCGCUGCUGCUGGAUACAAUCUCUCCAACGACGUUUGUGAGAUAAACCGUCAUUCUGAGACAGACAACGAUUCGUCAUAUGAUGAUGACUGGCAACAUCUCGAAACAGCAAUGCAUCAGCAUUCACAAAAAAUGACUGAGGCAAUUCUUGAGGGAAUUGAGCACGCCAAAGUUCGGCUAGAACUGAUAAAGGGACGCUCUCUGUUUAGCAGGUCUCGUGUGAGAAAGGUCGACGUGGAGCACCGCGCUGUUACCGUGAAUCCGGGCGAGGCGGGAUUCCUCGAAUCAUAUCGCGACGUUUUCGAGAAGGGUCGUGUUCUCGGCCAAGAGGAUGAGGCUAUAAGUAACAAGAAGCUGCUUGAGUGUUACAUUCAACAUCGACCACAAGUCGGAAAUCUGAGUGAAUAUACUUCAGAAAUGCACUCCAACACUUUGCGUUACUUUCUAUUUCUUCACUCUCAAACUCUCCUGUCGUCUUUGGGAAAUGAACUCCUUAAUCUCCUCACAUUCCUCGACGACUGCUAUUCGCGCCCUAAGCGGUUACUCAUCCCACCGGUCCUUCACCCCAGCUAUUGGGUUGAAAGGUUUGUUAACUUGGGGGGCAUCCGACUAGAGAGUACUUCUCAGGACGCAGAAAAACAGACAAACGUCGAACUUGGUCCCGCAUUUUACAGUCCAAAAAACCCCGACCACCUCCCACCUAGCAACCUGAUGGAGACUAUUGGGGAUUAUAUUCGCAAGAUCCCUUCUGUUUUUCGUAGUGAUCAUGCAGCCUUCGGGCUCCGUGUCGCCUGUGCCAUCAUGACUAUAGCUAUUAUUGCGUUUCUUCACGAUUCGCAGAAUUUCUAUUUCAGACACCGGUUUCUCUGGUCGUUAUUUGCCAUAUUGCUCUCCAUGGCUCGCACUGCUGGAUCAUCAACCUUUCUUUUACUAGGUCGAGUACUUGGUACUCUAGCUUCAAUGAUAACAAGCUAUAUUAUCUGGUACGUGGUAGACCAAAAGACUCCUGGUAUAUUGGUCUUCCUCUGGUUGUGGUUCAUAGUGCUUGGCUAUCUAUUCGUCAAAUUCCCUAGUCUCUUCAGCAUAUGGUUUGUUGCUCUCAUUGCUUCAAUCGUAAUGAUAGCGAAUGAACUUCAGGUCCGAAAGUUGGGAGAAGCAGCCGUCUUGGCAUCUGGACAGGCCGUGUAUGCGCCGUAUAUAAUAUUUCCUUACCGGCUUGCUUUCGUCACCCUUGGUGUUGUAACUGGAUACUUCUGGACAAUCUUCCCAUACCCUCUCUCCGAACAUUCAGAACUCCGCGAAAAUAUGGCCAAAACCAUGUAUGGGUUAGCCGGCUAUUACAUGUGCAUCCAACAAACGGUUCUUGCACAUCUUCACGGCAAUUUCGGUGACAUUAAAGAUAAAAGAAGCCCCGGCUUUCACCUCCAAGCCGCUCGCCGCCGCAUUUUUCACAAAUACCAAGCCCUAAGCACCAGCACCAAAACAGGUUACCAGUUCCUCGACUGGGAAUUCGGUCUUGGCGGCCGCUUUCCUAAGCAAACAUAUGGCGAGAUGAUCUCCAUCCUCGAGCGUCUUGGAAGCUACAUGACUCUUAUAAGCUAUGUGUCCCGGGAAUUGAAGGCUUCAAAGGCGACCUCCUCUUGGUGGGCCAACGACCCAACUGGUACAGCUCAAGCUCAUUUAAUUCCUAAAGGCGUCACAACGAGAAUGAUCAUAUUGCAUUCUGCGCUGAGUCGGGCGCAUCCGCUGCCACCAAAACUGACAGAGUUAGAAAUACCGCACAUGGGUGAAUUCUUAACCAGAGAUGUACCUGCAGAUGCGGGAUUCGCGGCCGCGGCAUUAAUUCACAGUGUUACUUGGUACUUGAUUCGCGAUGUCAAUCGUUUGACUCAGUAA